AUGGAUACUAUGGCCACACGUCAGGCAUCACUUGUCGCAUCAGAGCAAGAGCCUGAAGAAGAACAAGAACAAGAAUUGGCGUUACAGACUCAUGGAUUGCCUUUUGAUGCGAAGAAGACAGAGAUUCACGUUAUUAAACGACGAAAUGUUGGUGUUCCAAAGUUUCUUCGAUUUCUUUAUCAAAUACUCGAAGUCGAAGAUCCACGAAUUAUUUCCUGGUCUCAUGAUGGUACAGCAUUUCAGAUUAUUCAACCAGAAGAACUUGCCACUCAGAUUUUACCUCGAUAUUUUAAACACAAUAAAGUCUCGAGUUUUCAGCGACAACUCAAUUAUUUUGGGUUCAAAAAGUGGACGAAGACUCAAACGAACAUUUGA
Molecule: messenger RNA, 375 nt
Organism: Plasmopara halstedii
Lineage: Eukaryota; Oomycota; Peronosporomycetes; Peronosporales; Peronosporaceae
Product: hsftype dnabinding protein
Exons: 1
Coding region: 1-375 (124 amino acids)
Biological process (GO): regulation of DNA-templated transcription
Molecular function (GO): sequence-specific DNA binding; DNA-binding transcription factor activity
Source: RefSeq, a predicted model, not a curated record